Bradysia coprophila is the source of this 2749-nucleotide messenger RNA. RefSeq names its product ABC transporter G family member 23. NCBI's taxonomy places the organism in Eukaryota, Metazoa, Arthropoda, Insecta, Diptera, Sciaridae. Gene Ontology annotation, cellular component: membrane. The record is from RefSeq and is a predicted model, not a curated record. Gene Ontology annotation, molecular function: ATP hydrolysis activity; ATP binding; ABC-type transporter activity.
CUUUAAACUUUAGUUCAGCUGCGGUAUCGAAAGUGUUAAGUCGUGGUUCGUGUGCACACACAGUUAAUUGAUUUUUCUUCGAAAAUUUGAAACAAUUUUUAAUCCCUUAAACAUUUUUGCGUUUAUUUUAAUUACCGUUCGUCCAUCACUUUAUGUGAUUUAAAUGUGCGAUGGGGUCAUUACGUUGGAGACAUAUUUAAAUGAGUGUUAGCCACACUAUCUUUCUUUAAAAGUUAUAAAAAUAAUAACGAUGAAGCAAUGAUUUCGUUUAUGCAACGAAAAGUUAAAUAAUUUUUAUUUUCAACACCUCACACUCUGGUGACUGCUGCUGGUAUAUAUAGUUAUAUUUGGACAUAUACAUUUAGUACCUUAGUGCAGUGAUUUAUCGGACACAGAUGUUCAUAAUAUAAUUUCAAUUGGAAGCAACGGAUGCUAGGAUUACUCGAUAAAUAAUAACUGAACUUUAAGGACUUAAACAAAACUAUCAACAAUGGCUGCAGUUGAAGUGAAAAAUGGCUACAAAUACUACGGAAGUGCUAAAGAUCCCAAUAAGAAAAUCGUACUCAACUAUUUAAACAUGAACGUUAUGAAUGGAUCGAUAUAUGGCCUAUUAGGUAGUUCCGGUUGCGGUAAAACAACAUUAUUGUCAUGCAUUGUUGGACAAAAGAAAUUGCACGAAGGUAGCAUCAACGUUCUAGGUGUUGGUAUUAAAAAAAAUGCAAGCUUCAUUGCGCCCUGUAUCGGAUAUAUGCCGCAAGACAUUGCACUGGUUGAAGAACUGACGAUAAAGGAAACCAUUUUCUAUUUUGGCCGAAUAUAUGGCAUGAACGAUGACAAAAUACAAGAACGUCUGACGAUACUGCACGGUUUGCUGGAAUUGCCACCGAAUGAGAGAAUGGUCGGCAAGCUGAGUGGAGGACAGAAAAGAAGAGUCUCAUUCGCCUGCGCAUUAGUACACGAACCAGAAUUAGUUAUUUUAGAUGAACCAACGGUCGGGCUCGAUCCAAUAUUGAGGGAAAAAAUAUGGGAAUUUCUAGUGGAAACAACAAGAACCAGCAAAUUGGCUGUCAUUAUAACGACACAUUAUAUCGAAGAAGCCAGGCAAGCGAAUACGAUCGGACUUAUGAGGAAUGGAAUUCUGUUGGCCGAAGACACGCCCCAAAACAUAAUGACCAUGUUCAACACUAGUACACUGGAGGAUGCUUUUCUGAUUCUCAGUCAAAAACAAGGCGAAUCAGAAGAAGCCGACAAUACGUUAAUGCGAAUCACCAACACCAGCGAGUCCGACACAUCGGAAACGGCAGAAACAAAAGACUCUGAAAAACUAAAAUUACGACGCAACAAAUCGUUUGCGGAACAGAAGCCGUCCGGAAUACUUGGCAAAUUAUGCUUUACCUCAAAGAGCCGCAUGAAGGCAUUGCUAACGAAAAACUUUUUACAAUUAAUCAGACAGAAAGCUGGUCUCCUUCUCCUAUUCCUAUUCCCUGUGUUACAAUGUACAUGCUUCUAUCUAGCUAUUGGUGAUAAUCCGAAAAAUUUGAAAAUUGGCAUCGUAAACGAUGAAGUCGAACACUACGAGGAAUGCUUUAACACAUCACUUAUAACCACUUAUGUGCACGAUGACACAUGCGAUCUGAAUAAAGUGUCUUGUCGGUAUUUGAGUAGAAUACCGCCAGAUUUAACCAGUCAGAUCUACUACAAAACCGUAGACGAAGCGUACAAAGAGGCUCGGGAAGCGUCAAUCAUUGGAUUCAUUCAUUUCGCAUCGAAUUUCACCGAAUCAAUUGCACAGAUUCGUGAUGAAGGUCGCAGUGCUGACGAUGGUUCGUUUAUAAAUAGUGAAAUUCAGAUCCGUUUGGAUAUGUCCAAUCAGCAAGUGGCCUAUUUUUUGGAACGGAAAUUGCGCGAAAUUUACGGCGACUUUGCACAGAAUUUGAUGGUGGACUGUGAAUUACCCAAGGCACUAGGGAGCAUUCCGAUUCGGUUCGAGACACCAAUUUAUGGGGCCUUUGACACUCCUUACAAGGAUUAUGCAGCACCGGGUGUGAUUAUGACAAUGAUCUUUUUCUUGGCAACACUAGUCACCGCUUCGGUAUUCAUCUCUGACAGGAAGGAAGGCAUUUGGGACCGAACAUUAGUUGCAGGAAUCUCGAUGCCAGAAUUGCUAUGCGCACACAUACUCGUCCAAUCAACGAUCGUCGUCAUACAAUGCGUAGAAUUGAUAUUUUACAUUGGAUUCAUCUUUGAAACACCGAAUCGCGGCGAUAACUUCACCGUCAUUGCUAUGUUAACAUUGAACGGUUUCGGCGGCAUGUUGUUCGGUCUAUUGAUAUCUGUUAUUUGCGAAUCGCACACGCAGGCAAACUUUGUGGCCACGGGUGUCUUCUAUCCCAUGAUCAUACUAUGUGGCCUGCUUUGGCCUUUGGAAGGAAUGCCAUAUUUUUUGAAGAAAAUGGCUUACACAUUCCCAUUCACACUCCCAGCUAUAUCGGUACGAAAUGUUAUUGACAAGGGUUGGCCGAUCAGUCAUCCGGAGGUGUACAAUGGAUUUCUGAUAAUGUUUCUAUGGGUGGCUGCAUUGUUCGCUUUGUGCUUGUUAGCCUUGAGAAGGCACAAGUAAGUUUGUUUGAUUGAUUUAUUGCACUGUGAUGGUGAUAGUAUUACACCUUAGCAUGGAUGGAUGAUUUAUUUGUUAAGGUAAUUAACCGAUAUUUUAUGUGAUUAAAUAAAUAAAAUGAUUGGGUACUCA